This is a messenger RNA of Ylistrum balloti, 732 nucleotides long. Its product is annotated as ankyrin repeat domain-containing protein 45-like. The transcript is spliced from 5 exons. NCBI's taxonomy places the organism in Eukaryota, Metazoa, Mollusca, Bivalvia, Pectinida, Pectinidae. Bases 1 to 732 code for a protein of 243 amino acids. The record is from RefSeq and is a predicted model, not a curated record. Gene Ontology annotation, molecular function: protein binding.
AUGACGAACGAAACACCGACAAAUGAGGGCCAAUCAGGAGAAGAGGAACCAGUAGAAGAAGUAGAGGUUUUACUUCCAAAUACUACUAUUGUAACACACUGUGUUUUGAAAAACGAUGUUGAAAGACUUGUGCAAUGUUUUGAGAGCGACGAGGACCCAUAUAAAGAGACAGUUGGCGAGCUAAUAAACCAGCGCGAUGAUGAUGGAAAGGCACCGCUCGACAUUGCAGCCACGUUAGACCGUGUAGACAUUGCUAAAGAACUCAUUACGAGAGGAGCUGAUGUUAAUUCUGUGACAACAAAAGGAUAUUGUGCCCUUCAUCAUGCCAGUGCGUGGGGACGUAUUGGUGUACUGAAAGUUCUCAUUGAAGCUCAGGCUGGACUACAGCAUAGGAAUACAAAUAAUGAACGUCCCAGAGAGACUGCUCUACGAUAUAAUCAAACAGAAUGUGUAGAUUACUUAGACUGGGCAGAAGCUAAAGUAGCUCUACAGGAUGCUAUACGUAAUGCCCAGGAGACCAUUGCAGAUCCUGAGAAAGUUCAAGGCAGACUCACUAAAGAUGACAAGAACCUGACUCUGAACACCUGUAAGGAAAAGACUGAAUGGGUUGAUAAUACAGUUGAUGCUACAACACAGGACUUCCUUGUACAGAAACAGGCUUUUGAUGAAAUCCUUGCCCCGAUCUACCAGAAAUUAUCAGAACCAGCCACAGAGAGGCCAGAAAAAAAGUAG